AUGGAUUCAUUUAACGUUACCUUUUGGAACGCGAUAGCGUCGCAUGGAUAUAGCAUUAGUGAUGAUGGAACCCAGUUCUGCGAGCAACAACCCCAUCUUGUGAGCUCUUUUGGCGUAUGGGAGAAGUACUUACGACCAAGUGGUUUAGGGAUGCUUGUAUGGGACUAUGAUCUUCCCCAACUCGAAGCCGUAAUCGUCAUAGUACUCUGCUUAUGGAAUCUUUUUUAUUUCUUGCUAAAGAAGAUACGUCUUCCUGUUCCAAGAAUCACCUCCAUGAUGCUUGCGGGGGCAGCUUUGAGCCAGACGAGUCUUUUGCCUAAUGACUGGUUGGUCCAACGCAUAUUUUUCCCUGAUGAUCUUAGGCCAAAACUCCCGGACACGCUCGGUGCGUUUGCCUUUGUGCUUUAUUGGUUCCUAGAAGGUGUUAAAAUGGACGUUGGAAUGAUAAGGAGGACAGGUUCAAAAGCGGUUAUAACCGGAAUCGUCACAGUUCUUUUCCCUAUUUUCACGGCCAACAUUGUGUUCGGGUCGCUGAGAGAAACUGGUGGUAAGAACUUGACAGGAGUUGAGUACAGAACAAUGAUAUUCAUGCAAAGUAUCUCGGCCUUCACGGGUAUCUCAAGGCUUAUAAGGGAUCUAGAGAUUGACCAUUCAGAGUUUGGAAGAAUCGUGCUCUCGACCGCCAUGGUAGCUGAUGCAACUGGUGUUGGUAUUAACGUGGUUGCCCUAUUUGCCUGGUCGGACUGGAGGGUCUCCGCCAUGCAAGGCGUAGGAGUUCUUGGAUAUAUUAUAGUGCUGGUUUGGGUAUUUAGACCGUUGAUGUUGUUGGUUGUGAGACGUACACCUGAAGAGAGACCGGUCAAGGAGUGUGUUAUCUACAGCAUCCUCAUUUUAUCUUUCUUUUCUUUUUAUUAUUUGAAGAUGCUUCAUUUUUUUCCGGCUAUUGGGCCUUUCCUUUUGGGGUUGUGUGUGCCUCACGGUCCUCCUUUAGGGUCUGCUUUGAUACAAAAGUUUGAAAGUUUUAACACUGGUAUCCUUUUGCCACUUUUCUUGUUCUUCCCAAUGCUGCAAAUCGAUGGGCCUUGGUUAGUUGAAGAGGUUCAGAGGCUAAGGCAUUACGAUGGUCAGAUGUAUGAAGCCUUGACCAUCAUUGUCGUCGUCUCGGCCGCCAAGAUUUUCUUCUCAACUAUUCCUCCAUUGCUAGCUAAAAUGCCUUUGACUGACUCUUUCGUUAUGUCACUCAUUCUCAGCAACAAAGGGUUCGUUGAGAUGUGUUAUUUUAUGUACGCCGUUGAAAAGCAAACUAUGCAUGUGAAGUCGUUCACUACAAUGGCUCUAAUGAUUCUAUUCAGCUCGACGGUAUUACCAGUGAUGAUACAUUAUCUAUACGAUGGGUCGAAACGUUUCAUAUGUUUCCAGAAGAGGAAUCUAAUGAGCUUGAAGCUUGGAUCAGAGAUGAAGUUUCUAACGUGCAUUCACAAAUCAGACCACAUCGCAGGGGUGAUCAACUUUCUAGAACAAUUUUUCCCUCUAGAAGAUUCCACGCUUACUUGCUACGUGCUUAAUCUCAUCGAGCUUGUUGGUUUGGACAAUCCACUCUUCAUCUCCCACCAAAUGCAAAAGGCUGAGCCGGGACACCAGUCAUAUUCCACCAACGUUCUCAUCGCUUUUGAAAAGUUCAAACAUUACUGGAAAGCAAUAUCGGUGGAAUUGUUCACAUCCAUCUCAAUCCCUAAGUUCAUGCACCAAGAGAUUUACUCGCUUGCUCUUGACAAACAAGCUUCUUUUAUUAUGCUCCCCUUCCACAAAAUAUGGUCACUCGACCAGACAACUGUGGUCUCAGACGACAUCAUACGUAGGAAGGUUAACAUUAAUGUCUUGAAACAAGCGCCUUGCUCUGUGGGGAUUUUAGUCCAUCGCCAAAAAUUGGUAUCUACGCAAAAACGAAAACCCUAUUUUAAGGUAUGCGCAAUUUUUGUGGGCGGGAAAGACGACAGAGAAGCCUUGGCAAUGGGGAAACACAUGAUGAGGAACCCGAAAGUGAGACUAACCGUGUUGAAGCUAAUCCCAGGGACAUUGGUCGGUAUGACCACAGGGUGGGAUCAGAUGCUUGACACGGCAGAGCUUAAGGAGACACUGAGGUACAAUAGUACACAUAUGGAAGGAGAACAGAACUUUGUGGAAUAUUUGGAGGAGACAGUUGAUGAUGGUGCCGACACAUCAAGAAUCCUUCUCUCCAUCUCUAGUGUUUUUGAUUUAUUUGUGGUGGGUAGGAGCACCGGAAUGGGGACCGAUGUAACGAGAGCACUGAGUGAAUUUACUGAGUUUGAUGAGUUAGCUAAUCUUCGCCAACUCUCAUUUAAUCUCCCUAUAAUGGAACAACAUGCACACAUGGAUUACUUGGACGUUGCAUGGCGAGGCUACAAGGAAGACAAGAACACGUCUCUAUUCUGCGAGACACAUCCUUUCACGUUAAACUCGCACGGUAUAUGGGAGAGAUUGACUUACAAGUCAGGAGGGAUGAGCUUCUGGGAAUAUCCUCUACCUAAUCUCGAGAUCAUAAUAUUGUCUACUUUUGUUCUUUGGCGUCUCUUCGAAUUCUCAUGCAACAAAAUCGGUCUUCGAGUACCUAGAUUCACUCAUAUGAUGAUUGCAGGGGUGAUCUUAGGUAAAACAUUUAAUUUCAGCAACACCUCUUGGCUCCAUAACAUAUAUUUCCCUGAUGAUAGACGACCAAAGAUCCCCGAGACACUGGCGGCUUUCGGGUUCCUUUUAUAUUGGUUCCUAAAAGGUGUUACAAUGGAUGCUGGAACGGGAUUGAGGAUGGGGAAAAAAGCUAGUGUGAUUGGGUUCACCACAAUGUUCGUACCCUUGGUAUGUGGCAACAUCAUCUUUAGAUUGAGAAAACGAAGAGGCAAUAUAACCUUGCUGACGACGGAAUACAGGUUGCUCAUGUUCUUGCAAAGCAUAUCCGCGUUCACAAGCAUUGACACACUCCUAAGAGACCUCAAGAUCAAACACUCAGAGUUUGGAAGGAUAGCACUUUCGGGUGCCAUGGUGACUGACAUGUUGGCUUUUAUUGCAACGUUUUUGAAUGCCAUGCACUAUGAAAGAUAUGACGGAUUGGUCCAAACUGUAUUUAGCUGCUUCUUUUUCACCGUUAUGGUAUGUGUGGUGAGGCCAGCUAUGUACUGGGUUAUCAAGCAGACUCCUGAAGGGAGGCCGGUCAAAGAUAUUUACAUCUACUUGAUUUUGGCGCUCGCUUUCUUCUCUUUCAAAUAUUUUGAGAUGAUUGGUCUUUUUGGACCUGCAGGAUCGUUUGUUCUUGGCUUGACUGUUCCCCAUGGUUAUCCUCUAGGUGCAACUUUUGUCCAAAAGUUUGAGAGCUUUAAUCUUGGAGUUAUAUUUCCUCUCUUCGGAUCAUUAACCAUGAUGCAACUAGAUCUCCCAUGGUUAUUCAAAGAGUGUGGAAACCUUCCAAGGAUGGAGGGCCAGCUAUAUGAGGCCAUUUCCCUUGUUCUUCUUGUGAAUGUCUCAAAAUUUAUUGCUUCCACCAUAGCUGCAUAUGCUUUUAAAAUGCCCUUAAGAGACUCCUUUGCUCUAGCCCUUGUUUAUAGUAAUAAAGGGGUCUUCGAGCUCUCCUACUUCACGUAUGCUGUUGAAAUAAAGAAAGUAACACCAGAAGUUUUCACAAUCAUAGCUACAAUAAUCUUCUUAAACUCUCUCUUCAUACCAAUGGCCUUGGAGCUCGUCCAUGACCCAACCAAAAGAUUCAGAUCCUACCAAAAAAGGAAUAUGGUAAUCUUGAAGGACGGCGCAGAGCUCCAGUCUCUUGUGUGCAUCUACAAACCUGAUCACAUAACUUCUAUGAUCAGUCUUUCAGGAGCUUUCAACCCAUCAGAAGAUUCUCCAAUGGCGUGCAAUGUACUCCACCUCAUCGAACUUAUGGGUCAAGCCAGUCCUAUGUUCAUUUCCCACCAGUUGCAACAACCAGAGCCCGGAAGUAUUUCUUGUUCCGACAGUGUCAUAAGUUCAUUCCGGCACUUCCACAAAAAUUUCUUUGAAUAUAUAUCGUUGAAUAUUUUCACUUCAGUCUCUAUGUCCAAACACAUGCAUGAGGAUAUUUGUUGGCUAGCUUUAUCCAGGAGCCUAUAUCUGAUUCUGCUUCCUUUUCACCGUACCUGGUCUGCUGAUCGCUCCACCAUUAUCUCCAACGAUGAUAAGCUGAGAAUGAUCAACAUUAACGUCUUGAGACGAGCCCCGUGCUCUGUUGGAAUCUUUGUCUAUCGCAAACCCAUCACGGAACAUCAUCUGACUGAGUAUCACAGCAAGAUAUGUUUAAUUUUUAACGAUGGGAAGGACGAUAGAGAGGCUUUGGCGAUAACUAACCGAAUGAGACUGACAGAGAAACGGAUAAGCCUGACUAUCAUAAGAUUCAUUCCAAAAAUUUCUGAAAUGGAGAACCAGAAUUUGGGAGGGAAAUUCGAAAUGGUUAGCUUGAAGGAUACUGUGACCAACAUCAUUGGGUUUGACGUCAAAGAAAAUGAUGACUAUGUGACAUAUAUCGAUAGAACAGUUUCCGAUGGAUCUGAUACCUCAAAAAUCUUACGAGCAAUGGGCAAUGAUCAUGACUUGUUCGUAGUUGGGAAAAGCAGCGGAGUAGGUACUGACGCUACAAAUGGAAUUACUGAGUGGGCAGAGUUUGAUGAAUUGGGACCCCUUGGAGAUUUAUUAGCAUCACAUGAGUUUCCUUCUAGAGCGUCAGUGUUGGUUGUACAAAAACAAGAAUAUAUUCAUAGUGCCAAAAGCAAAAGAGGGUUAUCUAAGUGA
Eruca vesicaria subsp. sativa (arugula) is the source of this 4830-nucleotide messenger RNA. The record is from the annotation of a GenBank genome assembly. NCBI's taxonomy places the organism in Eukaryota, Viridiplantae, Streptophyta, Magnoliopsida, Brassicales, Brassicaceae.